This is a messenger RNA of Xyrichtys novacula (pearly razorfish), 18595 nucleotides long. Lineage: Eukaryota; Metazoa; Chordata; Actinopteri; Labriformes; Labridae. The record is from the annotation of a GenBank genome assembly.
UAGUAUAUUGCAUUUUCUGUAUGCUGCAAAGACCAGGGCUCUCUUAAAUUAGUUAAAUGAAUACUUCAACCUCUCCCUGUCCCACUCUCUUUCCUCAGAGGCUUACUGGUUGCGUGAAAAUCCCUCCAUGAAAGCAAGGCUGAAGCCUCACUCCAGGAUUACAGCUCGAGGAAGAUUUAGUGACUGACACGUGUUGCACACUCUUUCUUUGCAAGACUCGACUCUGCAGAGAAAGUAAAUAAAGAAGAACCUAUGGCUGCGACACUGAAUCACUGAAAGCAAAGAUUUCAAGAAACUAAGUCUCAAGAUGGGAUGAUUGUAUCCAGGAAGACUUUGACUGUAAGAAGAGGAUAUGCUGACAGCUGAGGAUCUACAUGAGGAAAGCUGUGCUAUAAACAAACUCACCCGAGGAGCCCUGCGGAGCUGAAAGGAGGUGGGUUCAUGUGGUGUGGAUGGGACAGGAGAGCAGGACUCAAAUGCACAGUUCAGGGAUGAACAGCACCCCAGCUAUGGCACCUCUGUCUCCAGGGCUGGGUGGUAACCCCACACCGUCCUCCCUAUCACCCAGGAAGACCAGUUUACAGUCUUUAGGAUCUCUGUCACCAGGGAUGUUCACCCCGUCGCUGGGUAAGGGCUCCUCUCAGCAAGAAAAACAGGCCUUGAGUCCAGUGAGAUCACCCAGCCCGUCCAUCAUGACCUCUCCGAAACUCUGGCAGAAAGCAUCCAUCUCCAGACUCGCUGAGGAGUUUUUCUGGAUUGGCGGCAGCGUGGUCGCACAGCCGAAAUGGAGAUUGGGUCAAAUAGGUAAGAUUCAGCCUGGACUUAAUAUGUUGUGUGACUUCCAACAUUCAUACAUCAGCAGUCUGUCAACAUUUUGCACAACAUUACAGCCAACGAAAUGUUCCUCAUUUAUGGACUCACUGGAAUUGAUACGAUAUUUUAAAAUCCGGUUGUGUGAAUUUUAAAUACUGGGAUGUUUUUCAUUCAACUUUGCUCCAAACAUGUGAAAGUUCUACAACGCAGGAUAGAGACACAGCAGACGCCUCUGAGUAGAUAACAGGCAUAUGGACGUCAGACAAUCCUUUGGGAUUAACCCCAAUGUUGGGCCGGGUUGUGUCACAUGCACCUGAGCUUUAGAUUACAAACAAAGGUUAACUGAACCCAGCACACAAAGCAAGUUCACAUCACCAUGACCUCGGUGGGAUCAAUAUCAAUGAAUUGCUGUUUUUUCUUUGAUAACUCUACACUUAAUGCUAAAGUACUUUUGGAUAUAUCAGCGAAUAAUUCAUCUUAAUAUUUGCAAAACUUAAGUUUGAUUGUGGUCUGAUUUUUAGGUGUAGAUCACACGAGUGUUGUGCCUCUUUUUAUCAAUUUUGCCUUUUAUCACCAAUGCAUAUCUGACAUUUAACACACAUACAGCUUAGAUCCCUGAGUGACGUAGACUCUAAUCUCAUAAACAAGUGCUUUAAGGUAAACCUCUGCUUGACUCGCUGUUUUAGGGAUUCUUUCUGGGUUGUUAUUUGUCAUGUUUUGCACAAAAUCACAAGGCAAAGUACAAGAUUGAAGUCAUGUCAUACGGCUCCUUGCAGCAGAAGCAAUGCACUUUUUGUAAACUCAGUUGGCUCAGGCAUCAACAUGCUAUAAUUCAUUUAAAAAAGCUGAACCAUGUGGACUAAGAUGAACUAAAACAGUCUAAAAAUAGCGACUCUUUCUCUAUUCAAAUACAUUACUAAGUGUGCUGCACACUGGGUGUUUGAUUGUCACAAACCCCCUCUGAUGUUGGCAUAACUAAUGACUAUGUGAUGAUCCCUGUGACUAAUCAAGAGCCUCUGAAUAAAUAAAUAAAACCUCUCCUUGUGCUCACCUGCAGUGGAGCGGUGUAUGUUCACCAUGCAGACUGGAACUCAGAUGUCCAAACUGAAGGGGAAGAAGAAAGGACUGGUGCGAUUCUUCUACCUGGAUGAACACAAGUCCUGUAUCAGGUGGCGGCCCUCGAAGAAACACGACAAGGCCAAAAGUGAGACAUCAAGAGGCAUCAGAAAACCAAUGACACAGCUGAUCUUGACAAACACUAACUCUGAAUGAAUCUUUAUGCAUUUUUAUUUUUUCUUUCAGUUACUAUCGAUUCAAUUCAUGAAGUCUGUGAAGGGAAGAAAUCAGAGAUCUUCAGGCGGUACGCAGACAACCGCUUUGACCCAAACUGCUGCUUCAGUAUUUACUACGGGGAGCGUGUGAAAUCCCUGGACCUGGUCUCCACUAAAGCAGAGGAAGCCCGAACCUGGAUCACUGGGCUGAAAUACCUCAUGGCCGGCAUCAGUGAUGAAGACAGCUUAGCCCGGAGGCAACGCACACGAGAUCAAUAUCCUUUAUGUUGAUUUAAUCCCAUACUAAAUACAGAAGUUAUACCUUCAAUACUUACUUUUAAAGUAGUAACACUGACUAUGAUCAUCACAUUUCAAGGUUUUUCUUUAACCACAGCCCUCAUGUGGUUGCAGCAGACUUUCUAUGAGGCUGACAAGAAUGGAGACGGCACCUUGAGCAUCGGAGAGGUUCACCAGCUGCUUCACAAACUCAAUGUGAAUCUACCCAAGCAGAAAGUCAGGGAGAUGUUUCAGGUAAGGUUGUUUCCCUGAAUUUUAAACCAAACCAAAGAUAUUUUCCUCAUUGGCGAAACAAAUGUUUGGGUUUUUUUGUGAGAACAGACUGAGGACCACGAGCCUUCUGGCAAUAUCCUCUUGAUAUACCUUAGAUCUAUCAGCCUGAAGAAAAUUCAUCAACUUAAAGUGCUACCCAGCCUGUUUAAGGCUAAAAGGCCAUCCGAUACCAAGUAUUCUGUCGUAGGCACCACUGUACACACUGGUAACAGCAGGAAACCACAGAGUAAUGUGGAUAGUGGAGCAUCAUUGACAUUUCCUCCAGAAGCCGAUUCUUGUCUUGCAUCCUUAAGGUCAGAGACCACAGUAAGAUAAGAGUAUGGAGAUGGAGUCAGCAGACAAACAUGUACACGCAGCAUUUUGACAGGACAGUGCCAUGGGAAGGCCAUAUGGCUGCCACUGAACAGAUGGCUUUAACUGCACUGCAGCAUUUAGUUCAGUGGCUCCUCAUCUUCCCCUGUUAUGAUGAUGGUCUGAACAAGUUCUAUCAUGUUCGAUGGUGGUACGGAUAGGUGCCCUUUUAGACAGGGAUAGUAGAUAUAUUUUUUUAGCAGGUUGGGUAUCUUAAAUCACAUACAUUUAGCUGCUUACUUCUUGCUCAUGAACUGCCUCUGCCAUUGUCCGUAGGAUGCAGACACAGAUGAGAACCAAGGCUCUCUGGGCUUCGAUGAAUUCUGUUCAUUCUACAAGAUGAUUUCCACACGCAGAGACCUUUACCUGAUACUGAUCUCCUACAGCAACCAGAAAGAAGUCAUGGAUCUACAGGACCUCACACGCUUUCUGGAACACGAACAGAAGGUGUGUCAAAACGUGAAAAAAGAUUCAUAAAGCAGCUUUUAUUUGUUUGUGAUGCAGAUCCCCACUCCAAGUAAAGGGAAGGGCAUGUCCAAGAAGGUGACUAGGGGUGGCGUGGGCCCCCUUUGACAUCUGAUUGGCCACCCUAAAUAACUAAACUAUGAUUGGCCCUUUGUUUUGUCAGAGUCGGAACUUAUAUUACAAACAAACUGUUUAGGCGGUGUUGUUAGGCGACAGUAGCUCCCGAGGUAGAGCGGUUGUCCAAUAAGCGGAAGGUUGGCGGUUCAAUUCCCCCCCUAUCUGUAGUCUGUCCGUUGUGUCUUUGGACAAGACACUUAACCCACCUUGCUUCCAGAGGGUGCAUGAAUGUGAGUGUUGUGUGGUGGUAGUCGAAGAGGCCGUAGGCGCAAACUGACAAUCACGUUUCCAUCAGUCUGCCCCAGGGGAGCUGUGACUACUAAGGUAAUUUACCACCACCAGGGUGCGACUGAGUGAGCGAAUGAAUGAUGUAUCCAAGAAAAAGCGCUUUGAGAGUCUCUGAUAAAGCACUUUAUGAAAUCUGAUGCAUUAAUAUUUUUAAACUUUUUUUUACAUCAGCACUUAAAAAAAUGAUCAAGAAAAACUAUGAACAUUGCUGGGUUGUUUUGGCCUUCAGGUCUUCUAAGUAAUCAGCAAAAAGUGUGAGACAGUUGCACAAAAUGGCAGUCCAGAUUUGUGGUUCCUAAUUGGAAAAAGAGGUCAGAGGAUGUGGUCCGGUUAAUGAGCUAUCAGACUCCUCAACCUCUCUGGCAACGUUUAGUCCAGGCUGCUGGAAAGAAGUACAGGACUCAUCCUCAAACCUCAGAAACCAGGAAGAUUAUAUCUCUCUGCAAGACGGACCUGUUCUUUACCUUUUUCAGGAGCAUCAUGGGAUUUUGCUCACACAGUCUGCACAGGAUUGUGGACUUGUAUGAGGCCAAUGAUAGUGAGUCUUUUGGGAGACCUAUAAGGGAAACUGCUGGAGAAUGGGGUAUCGGAGUCAUUCAUGCGUAUAAGAAGUGAAAGCUCUGUCCUUAUCCCCACGCGAAAGUCAGACAUGUUCUCGAGGUUGUCCCUCAUCACUGGCUGUGUUUGCGAUCAGCGUGGACAGAUUCUCAAGGACAAGCUGGAGGGAGGAGUGUGUCCGGUUUGGGGACCUCAAAAUUGCAUCUCUCCGUGUGUUUUUGUUUGUGUCAUCAUACUCUAACCUCUGGAAAGCACUGGUUUGCUGCUGGUUGUCAAGCGGUUGGGUGAGAUUCAACCCCUCAGGGGCUCCAGCAAGCCCCCAGCAAAGAGGUUCAAGUGUCUCAGUGGCAUGCUUUUGAGUGAUAUAUAUAUAUUAUGAUAUACAUAACGAGAUCGACAAACAGUUUGUUACAUCAUGCAGCGGUUAUAGAGGUGCUCACUGAUUUGUUGAGGUAAGGGGCGAGUUGUCCUCAAAGGAAAAGCCUUCUAUUACCAGUCCAUCUAUGUUCCAACCCUAACCAAUGGCCAUAAGCUUAAAGUAGUGACAGAAAAGAAGAGAUCACAGAGACAAGUGACCAAAAUUAGUUUCCCCCAUGAGAUUUUUGGCCUAAGAGAAAAGAGCUUGGCCAGAUUGGAAGGUUAGGGUAGAACAUGUCCUUCUCAACACGAAAAAAAAAGCCAGUUUGAUUGUGUAUUUUCAACGCCUCCCAGCCAAUUCUCUUAGGGGUUUUACUAAGCCCUUCUGAGAGAGUCCCCAGGGCUGGCCCCAGAGCUCACUAGAGGGAAUUGUGGUAUGCCACUUGGAUGAGGUUAUCUAGGAUACAAUAUCAUACCAUACAAGGUGAAUGAUGACAGGAUACGGCACAAUGUAGUACGAUGUGAUACUAUGCGACAUGAUGUGAUUUGAUCCAGUAAGAUAAGAUGCCUCCUGCAAUAUUGUAAGAGGCGAAAAUACCCAACAUGACACAAUAUGAUACGAUAUUAUAUGAUACAAUAUGAAACGAUACGAUACUAUACAAUAUAAUCUGACACAAUGGCCCAAUAUGAUACGAUAGCUUCGGCUAAGCAACAGCUCAAAAAACAAAUGUGCUGGUCACUCAGAUUCUGAUUUAAUUAAAGAUAAAAAAUUCCAAGUUUCCUUCAUGAUGUUGCUGGUCUGCAACACUUGAACAAACUAAGACACUCCUGACUUCGUUUCUUUUGCAGAUGCGCGGUGUGGCCAAAGAGCACCUAAUUGACAUUGUGUCCAGGUUUGAGCCAUGUCCAGUGAAUUUGCAGCGCAUGGUACUGGGUAUUGAUGGUAAGAAGGACUUGCUCGAAAUAACUUUUUUGAUAAUACGUGACUUGUUUAGACGUAUUUGUAGCUUUAAAGAUCUUGUCUGGCACUUUCUUCUGUCAGGUUUCACUAACUUCAUGAGGAGCCCUGCGGGUGACAUCUUUAACCCCGAGCACAAUCACGUGAACCAGGACAUGACUCAACCCCUGACCAACUACUUCAUCGCCACCUCACACAACACUUACCUGACAGGAGACCAGCUGCUCUCACAGUCUAGAGUGGAAAUGUAUGCCUAUGUUCUCCAGGCAGGUUGUCGCUGUGUAGAAGGUAAGAGCUCUUAAAAACAGACCAUAAAGUGUUUGUGUUAUUGCAGACACAGCGACUGACUCACCUCUGGCUCUUUUUUCUUUUUGUCCCUCUAGUUGACUGCUGGGAUGGGCCAGACGGAGAGCCAAUUAUUCACCAUGGCUACACCUUGACAUCAAAAAUUCUCUUCAAAGAUGUUAUUGAGACAAUCAACAAAUAUGCCUUCACCAAAUCCCAGUAAGUGAUUUUGUAUCCUAAUAGAUACAGUAUGUGUUCCUGCUGUUUGAGGGCAUGAUUCAUGACUCCAUCUUUCCCAAGGUACCCGGUGAUCUUGUCUAUAGAGAACCACUGCACAGUCCCUCAGCAGAAGAAGAUGGCCGAGUACUUGAAAGAGGUGCUACAGGACAAACUGGAUCUGUCUUCUGUCAAUGUGAAUGAAUGUAAGAAGUUACCGUCACCUGAGGUCCUCAAAGGGAAAGUUUUGGUCAAGGUAAGUUAGUUUUUAAAACUGCUGACACAAAUCCUGGGAGAUCUGUGAAAAAGUAGAGACAAGAUAAACACACAAAAAACAUUGUAAUCAUGUACACACCUGUGUUAUUAAAUCGAUUUCUCAGGGGAAAAAGCUGCCAGCAAACCUUGAUCCUGACGCAGAGGAGGGGGAUGUAUCUGAUGAAGAUACUGGUGAUGAUGACGAUGAUGAAGAUGAUGAGGAUGAUGAUAAUGAGCAGGUAGAUAGAAAAAUAUAAAGAUAGAUAGAUAGAUAGAUAGAUAGAUAGAUAGAUAGAUAGAUAGAUAGAUAGAUAGAUAGAUAGAUAGAUAGAUAGAUAGAUAGAUAGGUAGAUAGGUAGGUAGGAAGGUAGGUAGGUAGAUAGAUAGAUAGAUAGAUAGAUAGAAUUAGUAUUAUAAUGUAUUGUCUUUGACUUUUUCAGGAAGGAAAUAGCUUUAUCUCCUCUAAUUCAACGAAAAAGAAGAAGCGAUCCGCCAGAUCGAUUGUGAGAAGUUUCAAACGAAAGGUCAGCCAUUUUUUACAAAGAGAAAAAAAAAUAAUUUUUUUGUUGUUUAAUUUAAAGGAAAAAUGACAAAAUGAUGCUGCUGCUUUUUUCCCAGAGGAAAAAGCGAAGUAAGAUGAAGAACAAAACAACGUCUGACGGCGAGUCGGAUUACAGCAGCAGCAAGGAGAGGACACAAAUUGUUUACCAUCCUAAGUAAGGCUAGUCAUUGAAUUAAGUAGUUUAAGCCAUUUAACACCAUUAGUAACAGCCCCUUCAAUUGGACUAAACGUCAAUAACUCUCCCUUCAGGAAGAGGAAAACUAUGAGGUUGUCCAGAGCUUUGUCUGACCUGGUCAAGUACACAAAAUCUGUCAGAGUGCAUGAUAUAGAAACACAAGGUAAGGGUGAUUCAGAAUGAAUCUUUUCUAAUGUCCCCGCCCCCACCCCUUUUCUAUCAAACAGAUGUAUAAUGUUGUGUUGUUCUGUCUGGUAGGGUUAAAUAACAGCUGGCAGGUAUCAUCCUUAAAUGAGACAGUUAUGAACCAGAUCCUACAGCUGAAGCCCACUGAGUUGGUUCGUUUAAACCUACGGCAACUUCUACGAGUUUAUCCGUCAAACUACCGAGUGGACUCCAGCAACUUCAACCCACAGCCAUAUUGGAAUGCAGGAUGUCAUAUGGGUAAGACUGUCAAGACGACCACAAAGCCACCUACUAUACUUAGUUUUAGAGUUGUGGAUCUUCCUUAAUUCUGCAUGUUGACUUUUCUUUUCAGUUGCAAUGAAUUACCAAACAGAGGGACGGAUGCUUGAACUGAACCAAGCCAAGUUCUCAAGCAAUGGAAAUUGUGGAUACAUCUUAAAGCCAAAGUGCAUGCGCAAAGGUAUGACAAUAUGCCAGUGGUAGGAGAGGUCAUGAUUGCUUUAAAAGGUGGUGUUCAACAUCCUUGCUUUCUCAUCAGCUGCCUUUAAUCCACUUAUUGAGGGUCCUCUACCAGGCCACAGAAAGACUCAGUUAGUGCUGAAGAUCAUCAGCGGACAGCAGCUCCCCAAACCGAAAGACUCAAUGUUUGGGGACAGAGGAGAGGUGAGGCCAACAUUAUGGAUAAGUAAUCCAAUCAAUGCCAAAUUUGAUGGUUUGCAGAUUACUUAAACCCCAUAUUCAACUGAGAAACAGUGCAAAGACAACAUAUUAAAUGCUGAAACUAAAAGGUGAUUUAUCAAAAGUAUAGGCCCAUUUUACAGAGAUGCCAGAAGGCCAGUUGAAGCUGUACUUAUUGUCCAGUAUUGAUAGUGCCUUCCCAAAUACAUAGGCUACAGAUGCUAUGUGCACUUUUACAUCUCCGGGUACAGGCUUGGCUUGCAUUUGUUGAUGAAGUGAGUGGAUUUUGGCCCAUGUAGUGAUUUCUUCUGCAGUGUCUUGUCUGUUUUUGAUGCAGUGCUGUUCUUGUGUGUAAAAAUCAGGUCUAUCCAGUAUUGGUUUUCAGCCAAGUCCUUUUUGUUCAGAGUUUUCACCAAAUUCUCUGGCAUUUUUAGCAUUACAGAACAUAUUCAGUGUUUAGUAGUCUUUGUACUAACCUUUUAAGGAUCAUUUUGCAGCUAUUAUAUUCAAAAUGAUUAUAAAACAACAUCGGAUAUGUUCUCUUGGUAGUAUUUGGGUUUAAUGUGCAGCUCAAAUGACUGAACACUAUCAAAAUGUUCUUGUCUAUCAACAUUUUACACAGCAUCCCAGGUUUUAUGGAAUUAUGGCUGUACUUAACAUCUCUAAAAUGUGUUUUUCUGAUCCUUUUGUACUUCCAGAUUAUUGAUCCUUUCGUUGAGGUUGAGAUCAUCGGUCUACCUGUUGAUUGUUCCAAGCAGCAGACUAGAGUGGUGAAUGAUAAUGGUAAACGCACAGGAGAUGCCUAGCUAUAUAAAAUCCACAUACUGUACGUCAACCUAAAUAACAUCCCUUUCAUUUAGGCUUUAAUCCCAUGUGGGAGGAGACCCUUGUUUUCGAUGUUCAAAUGCCCCAACUAGCCCUGGUGCGUUUUCAGGUGUGGGAUCAUGAUCCAAUUGGACGAGAUUUCAUUGGACAAAGGACUGUGGCUUUCACCAGUAUGCUGCCAGGUACACAACAAUGCUCCAGCCCCUGUACAUAACAACAAGAUCCCUCAGUUCGUUUUUUGUGUCUUUACAUACCAAACAGAUGAGACUUAAGAUGUUAAUAAGCUAUCUCUAACUAAGAGAGAUCGAAUCACUGUUAUGUGUCUAUAAAUAUUGUGAUUUAGUCAUGAAUGGUAUUACCUCAUAGGUUUUCGACAUGUUUACCUCGAGGGAAUGGCUGAGUCCUCCAUCUUUGUUCAUGUGGCCAUCCAUGACAUCACAGGAAAGGUAAGCUACAUUGAAUUAAAAGAGAAAAAGAUACAGAUGUUAUUUCACUUUCACCUGCAAGCUCUUUCCUGAAAUCCUUUUUGUUCUUUUGAAAAAGAUCAAACCAUCAAAUGCAGUUCAUGCAGCCAGGAAACACAUCCAAAAAGCAGCCAAGAAGCAUAUCAAAGGUCAGCAAAGGCAAACGUCCCUGGACUCUUCUGUCCUGUCCUCAGAAGACGGACGUUCUUUGUACUUCCGCAAGGAUCUGGACACCAUCUCUCAGGAAAGCUGGAAUGGGGACAUACAGCCUCCGGUACAAGGGCCAGCAGCCAAAGCAUCCAUCCACAAAGGGGCCAUGAGUGAGCCAUUGAAGCGAGUUCACAGAGUUAAAAUUCAUGAACCGCCAGAAACAAGGAGAGGGAUCUUCAGACGGAUGUCCUCCACCGACUCCCACCACACAGCAGCUUCUUCCAGUUUCAGGGCAGACAGCUUUGACUUUGACACCUAUCCCCAGGCCUUUUAUUCUGACGGCUCUGUUCCAGACAGCCAAAAUCGAAUUGAAGAGGAGAUUGAGAAUGAACCAGAGUCAAAUUGUGCAGAGCAGGAGUCAGCUCAGACAUUUGAACCAGAGGAGCCUGAAGCACAUGAGGAAUUACCAACAGGCCCACCUCCAGACAAGGACAUUUAUCCUGAGCCUGAGCAACCACCAGAGACUCAAAGAUGGACUGAUUCACUCCCUCUACCCAAGCAUGUGCCAGAGCCGGAAGCCAACUUUUCUAAUCCCAUCCCUCCAUCUUCCCCUCCAAGAACAAGACGUACCUUGGAGACUCCAGUCACCCCUCACCCCCCCACACUGUUGCGGACAAAGGCUCGCUCACGGAGCUGCCCGCGGAGACAAAUCUCCUCUCCUCAGACACCAGUGGUAAGACACAGGCCUGCUCUCCACUGGCAGACACAGCGAGCCUUUAGCGAGGGGAGCUACCACAGCCAGAUCAGGCCUAUACCCAAUGGCCUCUGUCUGUCUGACAGCUCAUCCAGCAGUGAGGGCAGCACUGACAGUCUGGAGUAUGUGUCAUCCUGUGUGCCAGAGGAGUUCAAUCAAAAUGAAGGGACUCUGCAGAGAGAGAUGAGGGUCCUCUUUGACCGGCGGAUGAGCGAGAUUCGUUGCAAAUCGCCACUUUUUUCAAAUGGUGAGUCAAAGAUCAUGUUCGAUCCACAUUUAUGUUGUCCAAGGUUUUAUUUCCCAAUACCAAUACCAAGUCUGACUGAUUUUGACACCUAAAUUUGUAAAUUACUCUAUUCAAAUACAAAUAGUGUUCCAGUAUUAAACUAGUACUGCAUGAGAUAUGAGUCUAGAGCAAAGACUGUAUAUACUAUGGACAACUUGGUUACGCCUUCCGCCAGUCUACGGAUUUGAGGCCGAAAAGCUCUUGGUAUUUCCGCAAUCUUUCUUCAUUUUCCAAAACCAACAUUGCGCAGUAGCAUUGUACGCAUUUGGCGGGAGAGUUGCCAAGAGUCGCUGUGAUGACGCUCGGCUCGAACAGCGUAUCCCCCGGGUGAGCUACGCAAUCCUCGUACACCCAUAGGCUGUAUCAAGUGUCAAUCAUAGAAAACAUGAACCCCCUAAUAACUUUUAAAAACGGAGCUGUACAGAAAAAAGAGAACUUGAGCACAAACCAGUCUUACAAUAAUUACAUGUUAACAUUGCAAACAGGGUGGAGAAAAAUGUAUGUUCUGUGUAAUAAAUUUCUAAAGUUUGUCCACAGCCCCAUAAGCUUUGCUGGCGGAGGCGGGAUUUAUGACCUAUACUGCAGCCCGUCACCAGAGGGUGCUGUUCUCGGAGUGGCUUCACCCACCGAGGAGGCAGACGGCGUCCAUUCUAUAUACAGUCUAUGUGUGUGUGCCCUCCCUGCUGCAGAAUUUGGCGUUCCAAAUAAGCAAAGAGCUCUCAGAACAGAGCCAUACUAAUAUUGCACCACUGCGUGAAAAAAAAAAUCAAUUCCCUUUGACAAAAGUGGUCAAGACUAAAGAACGUAUAAAUGGAUGGAUUUGCAGCCAUUACCACUAUUCUUGUCUUAGAAAAUAAUACUCCUUGACCUCAAUCAUUUUUAUUCAUCUCGUCACUUUUCCAUUUACACAGAUUACAUGAUAUGAUUUUCCUACAGAUAAGUGGUACAUUUUUCUCAGUAUUCCCCUCUGUCUUUUCAUAUCGGCUAAACUAGACUUCUCUCAGGGAUAGUUUCAGGCAGCUGUUAGUCAAAUUCUGGACAAAGCGUCUCAAUCAACAAUAACAAAAGUGACAUGUUUGUUCUUUUUUCUUUUAGAUUAGACUUUUUUAUAUUUGUGAUUCCACAGAAAACAACAUCCGACAGAGGACAUUACAAACACAGCAACACCAAGGACCGAAGAAUGGCAACAGCCACGUGUUCUUCCUGGGAAACUAGUCACCAUGUACCUUAGGCCUGCUGUAAUGUUUGCAUGAUGCCAGAAUGUUUACAGUCAGUUUUUAUGCAUGACCUAGUUUUUAAAAGGAAUAUAGUUGGAAGAAUGUUGCCAUUGCCAACUGCGACACAGAAAAUAAACUAAGUACAUUAGCACUAAAUGUUAGGUAAGUUUUCAUGUUUACAGUGAAAACUUUGAUUCUUUCAAUAAAAACGUUUUUACAUAAUUUUAACUAAACUGUUUUUUUCAUUAAGUUGUAGCAUUCCUACUUGAAAAUCAAUAAAUGUAUUAUUUGAUAAUACUUCUCUUUCAGUUAUUAAGUGGAGUAUUUGCUUUUUUACUCUAAUAUAUUUAUAAAAGAGAGGGGUCAAAACCUACAAAAAAGUUAAUGCUUCUUUCAGACAGAGUCCUAAACAGCUAUCCAGGAAAGAAAUGUGUCUACGCUUUUUCUUUGUCUUUGGCUUCAUUUUCCUGGGAUCUGUUCACGUUGCUGUUCUUCAAACGCAGGCUCAGUUCAUCAGUCAGCACAAUGCAGCAGGAUUUCUGUGGGAAAAAACACAUGAUAUCGACAAUACUCCAAUUAGUUUAAAAUUCAAAUGAACACAAGGUACCUGGACUCUCAAGAAAAGGAUUAAUACUUCUUGAAGAAACAACACAGAUAUUAUAGAAGAGUUUACAGCCUGCCACAUGAACUCUAACCAAACUGAAAAAGAGAUGGGGAUAGAUAAGUAGGGAAGGCUAGUGCAUCACUGAGAUUAUAAAGUGGCCAAUUCCCAUCAGACACCUCCUUGGACUAGAGAACAGUUUCCCUUUAUCUGAGUCUAACGCUGCGUUCAAGUUACCUCGGAAAUCAGAAGCCUAACCUGAAAUGACAUCACACCCCAGUUACCAGCGUUUCAGUUACCAAAUCGGAAAGAAGCAAAACCAGAGGCGGAAACAAAAUGGCUACAUCUACGAAAGUUAUUUUAGCGCUUGCCUUGUCCAAACAUAUGGCAAUAACAUUUGUAGAUGUAGCUAUUUUGUUUCCACUUCCAAUUUUGCUUUUUUUCUGACUUGGUAACUAAAACGCUGGGAACUCGUGUGUGACGUCAUUUUCAGCUCCGACAUCUGACCUACUAGGUAGCUCGAACGCAGCAUAACCUCCCAACAUUAACACUUUGACUCUUUGAGACAACGCCAUUUCCAAAUUAAGUUGUUCCAACCUUCUGCUCAGCGGCACUUUUUCGGCUCUUGGAGGUGAGCUCCAGAACAGCCAGCAGCGCUCCCAGCCCCAGGCCCAGAGAGAGAACCAGAAACAUUCCUUUAAGGCUGUGUGGCUGCGCAGCUGUAGACUUGGCCCUGUCUGCAAGGCAGCUACUGGCCCACCACUUGCUCCGCAGGUAGGCCAGUUCCCCCGCCUCGCUCAGCUGUAAGAUUGCCACACUGAGGUUCUUUAUGAUGGGUGAACCUAAAAGAAGGCAAAGGUAUAAUUUUAAUAAUCAAGUUACGUUUUUAAUUCAUCAUUGGGGAAAGCCUUACCAAGGGCGGCUGCAAUGCUGUAUCCUCUCAUGCCGACGACUUCAUGUGCUCUGACCAGCUCACAGUGACGAGCCACUGCCAAAUCCAAAGAUACAGACUCCCCAAUAAAUGCAAAGUUUCCGUCUUUUGCCCGUUGGACCCCCUCAUCCAUUGAUGACACAAAACUCCUGGUUCUUUCCAUAUGUUCAUAAAUUCUGCGGUACACUGGGUUGUUUGAAUUCUGCACAAGAAAGAAAGAGUCAGCGAAACAGCAGAGACAUGCAGGAUUUAUUCAUGAUGAUUUCUGUACCUUGAAGAAGGCGAGAGUGGAGGAGCCUGCCAAACACCCAUACUCAAUCAUGUCCUGAUUGGCAAGGUCCUCAAACCCUUUUACAGUCAGGUGGGUGGACUCAGAGGUCUUAGAGGAGCUGAGGUUGGAGAAAUAACAAGCCAGGAGGACAAUAGUGAACAACCACCAGCUGCAGCAGAUGACUCGUCCUGACAGAGCUUUGGGGUGAGGGCCAGCACCUGACAACACCGAGAGAGUUCAGUUAGAAGGAAAAAGGUCACGAGUCACACCGAAUAUAUCACAACAUGUUUGGUGUCUGGUUCUGCUGUUUUACCCUGAAGAGUCAGAGCUCCAGCUGUGUACCAAAGACUGUGGAGGAGGCUGAAUGUGUGGGGAUCACUCUGAGGCUGACUCCACUCACUUGGGCUGAGUCUGCAUUCACAUUGAAACAUUAUUAUUGUGUAAGACGAAGGGGUCGCAGUGCCAGAAAAGAGAACAAAUAAAGAUAAGAAAGAACAUAAAUCAUAACUCUUGCUGUUACAUCUCAUCUCUUACCUGGCAGCUAUGAAGAUGCAAGCAGCAGUGCCAAGGUAUGCAAUGAGUAUACCCACCCAGGUCUCAGCGGUAAAGGGGGUCAGAAAAUCAAAGAAACCAGACGCCUCUGAGAUAUCCUUCCUCAGCAGGAUACUGAUUCCUGUCUGCAUGAACGGUUUAGUCAUCCCCACCACUUUCUCCCGAGCUGCAGUCAGAGUCAGAGGAGCAAUUGCAAGGUCUGCCUCCUGUGAAGAAAAUUACACUUUCAGGCAAUCCUAAUAUUAAAGCUUACUCAGUUAUUUUGUGGGUCAGUGUGCCAGCUGGGUACUUCAAACAUUUGUUGACCGCUUUAAUGUCAGUCAUUUCAUGCACUCACUCCUCUCAUGACCUCCCCGACCAUCCCAUUCCAGUUCCCGCUCUCGUCCUGUCGGCCAUAUGAACUGUCUUUCACCAGAUGCACUCUGUACUUGAAGCCCAGUUUUUUUGCUAUUUCAGACAGCAGGUCCAUACAAAAGCCCUCCAGUUGUAAGUUUUUGGCCGUGGUGUAUGGCUCUUGCUGUAAAAGAAAGUGUCAAAUGAAAAUCAGUGAAAUGUGUUUUCCUCUAAACUGUGUAUCCAAGCUUGAAUAAAUGAAUAUUCUACCUUUAUUGUUGUGACUCUCAGCUCUGGUUGCACAGAGGGAGGAAAGUAAAAAUGAGGUUACUAUUAGAGUCAUUCACAAUAUAAUAUAUAAAAACUAUGACUUCAGACAGUAGAGGGAGUGAAUCGGAUCUUCUGUAUAUCAAUGAGGCAUCCCCAGGUGAUUAGAGAAGCAUAAUUUGAUUUACAAAGAGAAACUGUGACUUAAAAUGUUCCUUUUUUUUCUUGUAUUUCUUAAUUCAUUCUUCUUCUGACAACAGGACAUACAACCUCAGACCUGAAGAGAUCUGUUAAAGUAGACAAAUACAAGAGAAAACCCAUCAUGCUUUUAGCUUCUUACAACCCAUGCUCAUACUUAUCUAAUCUGGUUUUACUCAAUAUGAAUCAUUUUAAGAAAAUAUAAAAUCAAUGUACUUUGAGCCUCAACCUGUUAUACAUUACAAGUGACCAUACAGAUUCAUAGUUCCAGCAGGAUGAACCAAACUGACCAUGUUGUAUUUUCCUACUGUCAUCCCAUAAAAACACCAGCAGCUUAUUGUGUUCAUUUAUCCAUCUGCACAUCUCAAUAUGUACUCUAUGAACUGGAACAAAACCCUUAACUGUACAAUAGAUUAACACUUUUUAUUCAUCUGGCUAAAACUGCUCCUCAGCACAACCUCAGACAUCCAGUUUACGACUACUAUUGUUCAUGUAAUUUUGGAAGUUUUCCUGUAGUUCUUACUCCUCUUUUGCUCACUUUGAAGAUGCUAUAUCAUAUAAUAAGUGCAUCAAGUGAAUAUGGAACCCCUCCUAACCAUAACUGAAAAAGUAUUUGAAAUUUACGAUUAAAAUCCAAUUUAAAUAUAACUCUGUUUAAGUCUGGAGGGGGAACCACAUUUUAGGACCAAUCAAGUUCCAUGUGUCUAUGAGGACCAAGAAGUCAGAGAAGAUCGGAGUAAGAAAACAUCAUUGGUUGUUUUUUAACAACAAAAGUUUUGGCAGCUGAUCUCUUGCCUAAAUUUAGUAGAAUCUCUGCUUCUUUGUGUGUUGGCCAUCCUCAGACUUUACUCUGACAUGCAGAGAUGUCUGAGGUAGGUUUCUGGCGUUGACUUUCUUGUCACAGCUCAUUUCCGGUAUCCUGGAGAUCUGGCUUUUUUCCUCAUCUGCUUGAAAAUGAUUUGCCCACCACGGUCUAUUUAGAGCAGCUUUUUAAUUCAAAGAGUCUCAGUGCCAUGGAGCUGUGCGAUGGGAGGGCAGUCAAAGAGUAUCAAAAGCCUCAAUUCAGGCCAAGGCCUAGGGGAUCCGUCACCACAGGGUGAUCCUGUCACCCAUCAGAUCCUCCUUUUCAAAAGAUGACACGUAUACAAGCUCUUCAAGCCCCUGUCACUUUUUGGCCACUUGCACACACAGGGCCUUUGUUUGCUCUAUACAGUUGAUUUAUUACCGUUUUUUGUAACAGUGUCAACUAGCUUGCUUCCUUUUCUACAAAACUUGGAAAGGAUGUAGCGCAACACUUUGAUAUUGAUCCGAGCAGACUGUAUCGCCAAGCCAGAGAAAGGAUAGAGAACAUGAGGAAUUUGGCAGAGAGAGCUAACGCACGACAUUGACAUACAAAUGUAGUCACUGGGUCAAACCUUUGAUUAGAUUUCUUAGUGUUAAUUUUAAUGUCAUCAUCCAGACAGGAAAAACAAUUCCUGCUUUGCCACUCUGCACAGAGUUGGUUAAAAGAUGUUAGUUUUGUCCAACAGGCCUGAUUUAAUCUGUUACAAUAAUGGUUUGAUAUGCAUAGACCUGCAAUAACAAAAAGGUACUUACCUGCAGUACACUCUCCCAUGUCCAAGAAUAAGCCAGCAGCAAUGAUAAAGAAGCCAAACAGCAUCCUGAUUCUCCUAAUUGGCAUAAGUUCCUACAAAGACAAUCAGCAGUUGACUAUGCAUAACCACCUGUAAAUAUCUUAAAGAUCUUUCCUUAAAGAUCUAGAAUGUUUUCCUACCUGACAAGAGUCCUCAAUGUGUCUGCUAGAUCGGUAUGUCAGACUUCAGAGUGGAUGCGGCGAGCUCAGCUGUGAUUUUGAAGUUUUUGAGACUCAAUUGUGUUGAGACAGCCAACAACAUUGUGUGGGUGGGGAUACUGGGAAGGGUUUGGAGGGGUGGAGAAAAGCCAUGAACAGUGUGAAAUUACAUAAUUUAUUCCUAAAAUGACUCUGAAUUAUAACAUAAUUCUUUUUGUAUUUUAAAUGUACUAGAGGAAGGCUACGGCAAAUUGUAGAACAGUCAAAUAUGACAUACAUUUUAGUUGAGCUAGGGUGUAAUUGGUUUUGUAUUUUUUUUAAGAAAAGAAAAAGAAAAAAAUUUUUUUUUGGCAUGCUGGCAAUAUGGGUUUUCAAGACUGUGUCAAACCCAAAUUUACUCCUGGGACUUAUAGGCUGGGGCUACAGUUUCGGGAUGUCUGAACCCACUGAGCAUUCUUUGGUCUAAAAGAGGUCUAAUAGAUGUCUAAAUGUAGCCUAGAUGACUGGUCUAAGAUUAGGCUACCACAGGUCUAAAAAUGAUCGUUUUUUUAAGACGUCUUCAUUUAGACCAAGUUUGGAUCAAGUCUAAAUCUGGGCUACAUCUAUACUACACUCUUUCUUGCUCAACGGCUAUCAUAAUUAUUUUGGUAAAGUACCAAGAGAUCAGUUUUGCAACUCACGGUUGCUUUUUGACAUGAAUAGUAAUCAAAUAAUGGGUCAAAAUGCAACGUCUUAAUUCCGUCUAAAAAUAUACAGAAUCUAGACGGUUGAAAUUGGGUCUAAAAAAAAACCUAGACAUCUAUUGGUCAGUGGGAAUGUGAAGAGAUCAGUUAAAGGCGACAGCAUUAGUCCACCAGAAAUAAAAGACUUGAAAACUUAACAGAAAAUGAUCAACUUUUUCUUUCUAGCUUUUUUGGAGACAAUUUGUGGAGUUACCUUUUAGACCACAGGUGUCAAACUCAAGGCCCGGGGGCCAAAUCUGGUCCGUAAAACAAUUAUAUCUGGCCCACAAGAUCAUAUCAUAUUUGUGUUAUUACUGGCCCACCAGUAUGAAGUCUGCAGAUUUCCUCCAGUAUAAUAAUGUAAACUUUAGCACCAUUAUUUAAAAUGUCCCUAAAAAAACACGAAAAUCUGGGAAAUUAAAGAGUGAGGAAGAUUUGAUAAAUAGUAAAGAAUGUGGGGGAAAAAAUAUUUGGUAUUCUAUUUCAUGUUUUCAAUUUUACAUUUCAGGAUUACAACAUGAUUGGAUUUUUUAUUUCAUUCUUUGAUUUUAUUCAACUCAGUAUAUAGAAUUGUGUCAUUUUUAUACUUUAGAUUCCAAUUUUAAAUUUUAAGUCAUAUUUUGACCUUUUAUACCUGAUUUCAAUGUUCUCCUCAUGUAUUUGCUCUUUAAAAGCAUUGUUUUUCUAUUUUUAAUAUCAUGCUCUGCUUUUUUGAACUAAUAAAUAAAAAUAGAAUAAAAAAUAAAAUACAUUUUUGAUCUCAGAUUGCCUUUAAACUUUUAUUUUUAUCUUUUUUUAAUUUCCAAAUGAUUUAUGAUCGUUGCUGUUUUUGUUUAGCAUAGUUUUUGAAAAGGAGGUUGUCAGUUUUGGUGAAAUGUUGACCCUGUUUGGUCCUCAGAUUGGACCCAAAUCCAGAUUAUGGCCCUUGCUAUGGUUGAGUUUGACAACCCUGUUUUAGACCAAAAUGCUCACAAGGAAAAGAACAAAACAGUCUUCACUGUAACUAUAUGAAGUCGUAUAAAAAAUGUAUAAAUUUAACUUGUGUACAGUCACAGUCAGACUUAGUUUUAAUGUUUUAAUAUUCAUCCAUAUACGUCGUUUAGGUUCUUGAAUGCGAAUACAAUUCU